Bombus pascuorum is the source of this 4197-nucleotide messenger RNA. RefSeq names its product ubiquitin carboxyl-terminal hydrolase 35-like. The transcript is spliced from 3 exons. Gene Ontology annotation, cellular component: cytosol; nucleus. Gene Ontology annotation, biological process: protein deubiquitination; ubiquitin-dependent protein catabolic process. The coding region runs from base 176 to 2815 and encodes 879 amino acids. Gene Ontology annotation, molecular function: cysteine-type deubiquitinase activity; cysteine-type endopeptidase activity. NCBI's taxonomy places the organism in Eukaryota, Metazoa, Arthropoda, Insecta, Hymenoptera, Apidae. The record is from RefSeq and is a predicted model, not a curated record.
UAGGCAUAGUUACUUUUCCUGUUUUGAAGUUGACAUUUGCUUUUUUAUCUUUCUAGGGCCAUGAAAUCAUUUAGAUUUUCGUGAAAGUCAUUCUUGGUUGAGGUUAAUAAUAGUUCUUGCUAAAAAUUAUAAGCGAAGCAGCUUAAAGUGGUGUUAAAAUAAUAAUUUGUGAACAAUGAAUACCGAACAAAUCCUCGAAUACGACAUUAAACAAUGUUUAAAAUUGAUAACAGUUGGCAAAGAUAUAGACGUUACUGAAGGAUGGACCAGACUUAAAAAAUUAGAAAGUAAGCCCAUAUAUGAACAGUUAAAUAAUUAUGAGACUAUUUUACGAGAGAUACUCAACGAUGAGAUAAGAAAUGUACAAGAAAUUCCAAAGAUCAUGAUUUGGUUUUCAAAAUAUUUAAUGGAAAAACCAUUUUCUAUUCAUCCAAUAUCAAAUGAUGUUGCAACAAUGUUAAGGAAUACAGAUAUUAAUGAUAUGUCUCAUCUGACAACGAUACUUCAAGUAUUAUUAGAGCACAGUAGCUAUUUACCAGACUCUGUGAGUCAUUCGAAAAUCUGUGAAGCAGUUGUUAUUAGUUUAUCUACUUUUAUAAUGCCAUGUGAUCCAAAAAAAAUUUCUGAAUUCAAUGAAAAUGCUACUAAAGUACAAAACUUCCUAAAAGUAGUAAGGUCAAAGUCUAAAAAUAUUGAAAAUGAUAACUUAAUUUUCAUAUGUUUGCAAACAUUAUAUAGAAUAAUAUCUGAUACAAAACAAAAACAAGAUCCUGGGCCUGGUUUAGCUGCCGUAUUACAAGUGGUAGAACCUUCUAUUAUACCACAAGCUGUUAAUUGGAUUCUUUCAGAAUCUCAGUCUGAUGCCCAAUUAGCUCAAGCUUUAAAAGUUUUAUGUAGUUGGCUUCCAAAAUGGAUAGGUGAUCGACUUAGUAUUUGGAUUAUGGAGUUUAUACUUGGCUUAGAAAAACGACAUAAAUAUUCAAUACUUAUUGAAGUCACAAAAGCAAAGCUUGAUGUAAUGUUUCGUGCUUUAUCAGUACCUGUAUUUCGUCAAAAUGCUUCCAUAAUUAUAUUUUAUAUAUUAAAAAGACAAGGAUCUCCAUCCUUGUUUCAAAAUAUAGUAAGAAACACACAAAUGGUGAUAUCUUUUUUUCUAAUGAAAGAAGAUUCUGAAUCAAGUAAAGAAUGCAUACAAAAUUUGGUUGAUAUCAUGAAGAUACUUACAUUAAGAUUUUCAAAUCAGCGCGUCUGUAAUAAUUUGGAAAGUAGUUUUCCAGUACAGCCACGAAUGCAUAUUGUUAAAGAAGUAUGGAAUGAACAUGUUUGGGUAGAUGAGAUGGAAGAGAUUGAACCAGUAAUUGAAUCACCAAAAACACAUUUGGGAAAAGUUGGACUUUCUAAUCUUGGAAAUACAUGUUAUAUGAAUAGUGUAUUACAAGCAUUGUUAAUGACUAAACAAUUUUGUUACGAAGUAUUAAUGUAUAAACCUAUGAGCAAAGCUGAUGAUCAAGUUGUACUUAAAAAGUUGCAAAAUUUAUUUGCUUUGUUACUAUAUUCAAAGAGGAUUUCCUUGGCACCAACUGAAAUUUUAUUGGCUUCACGUCCUGCUUAUUUUCUACCAGGCCAACAACAAGAUAGUUCAGAAUUUCUCUGUCAUCUUUUAGACCUUUUACAUGAGCAAGAAAAGUCAACUACUAUAAAUGUUGAAGCUAAUAAUUCUAAUCUUAAAUACAAGGAUGACAGAGAGAUAAAUGAUAUUUCAUCAAUAAGCGAAGAAGGAGCUAGUAUUAAGCGCUGGACAACUGAAGAAGAUUUAAGUGGAAGUAUUGUAUUAGAAAGAAAAACGCAAUCAUUAGCAGAUUUUACUCAAGGAGAAGAUUUGGCACAAGUACAACAACUUAGUGAUUCACAUUCAGAUUCCACAGAUAGUGGAAUACAAUCUGUAGGUGGGGAAGAUACAAAUACACAAGUAGCUCUUGUACAUAGAGUAUUAGGUGGAAAAUGUAAAAUCACGUAUCAGUGUGCUCAGUGUGAUACUAGUUCUCAUAAUACAGAUAAAUUUCGUGAUUUACAAUUGUGCUUCCCAGAAGAGAUUCAAGAGAAUCAGGAAGUUUCUGUACAAGAUCUCAUCAACUAUUAUCUUACACCAGAGAAAUUGACUGGUGAAAAUAAAUAUCGUUGCGAUAAAUGUAUGAAGUUAUGCGAUGCACAAAGAAUCAUAAAAAUUUUACAUGCACCAACAUAUUUAAUUUUAAUAUUAAAACAUUUUCGUUAUGAUUUCGAUACCAGAUUAAGAACGAAAUUACGUCAUAAAGUGAUGUACAAUGAAACUAUACAAAUGCCGGUAUCUACACCACUGUGCACAUCUACAGAAAGUUAUCAGUUGUAUGCAGCUGUUGUUCAUUCGGGUUAUAGUAUGGACUAUGGCCAUUAUUUUACUUAUGCUCGCGAUUCUAAACAAAAUUGGUACAAAUUUAAUGAUAGUUAUGUUUCACAAACGACGUUUAAUGAUUUUAAAGAUCUGAAACCACCAGACACACCGUAUAUAUUAUUUUAUGAAAAAAGUGUGCCGUUUGAAGGACUUUAUGACGAAGAUAAACCUGAAUUAUCAACAUUAAGUAAACAUUUACAAGAAUUGGUGGCAAACGAUACUACAGCUUAUAUCGAGGAAUUGAGACAUCAAGCCGAAAAACCUCAACGUGGACGACAUAAUUCAAUGUUAUUUCGGAAGAACGAGAAUUCCGAUGAUGAAAACCCUCCACCUAGUAACUGUCGGGGUGCAAUUAAUAUGCCUGCGAGUCGUUUCCUUUAUUAAGUUAUUUUAACAUUUGAAUAUUAUAUUCUUUUAUAAAAUUAAUUGAAUAUUCCAGGUAAAUUUGUAAUACAUUUUCCUUAUGUUAGUAAGAAAAACAGAGUUCCUUUAUAAGUACAGUGCUAUUAUACCAAUUGGUGUAAAUUGGUUGUUGCUGUAUAUGUCUAUAUGUUUAGGACAAAUUUGUAUAUGAUUGUAUAUUUUGCAAUUGUUUUCAAUAUUUAAGUAAUAUAUCGAAAAAAUUGUUAACAUUAAUAUUGCAAUAUCAAAACAUUGUAAAGUAUAUAUAAUGAGUAUUCGCGAAUAGUACUUAGCACUUGUUUCUUACAAAUUUGUUUUUAAAAAAACAAAAUGUCAAUGAAUCAGUUUAUAAAAUUACGAAAAGAAGAAUUAUUACAUUGUUGUUAUUGGAAAGUGUAUUAUAAAAUUGUGAUGGAAAGCGAAUACAAACUCAGUAUUUUAUAAGAAGUUUAAUGUAAUUGGCUGUGUUUUUACAUAGUGUAUGCAUACAGGAAACAGUAUUUACGUAAUAUUCGAAAUACUAUCAAUUUUAUAAUCAUACUUUUGUCACGUUUUCGCACACAAUGAUUUGAUACCAACUUGAACAAAUGCCUUUUGUCGUGUAAAAAAUACACGUGUUAUGUGUUAAACAAUUUUGUAUUAACAUUCAUUCUGGCUUUUAACAUUCAUUAUUUGUAAAUUGAUAAAUAUAUUGUACAUACAUUUAUAACAGACUUGACAAAUGGUAGUUGUAUUUACAUAAUUGUUAUAAAAUUAGUUAAUGGGUUUGAAUUUCUGUUAGUCGUGGUUAGAAUUGUAAAAUUAAAAGAAAAGUAUAAGAAUAAUAGCAGCUAUAUCAUUGUAAAUAUAUAUAUUUUAAUUGUAAUUAUCUUAAAGAGAAAAACUCCAAGCAUUACAAAUCUGUGAUAAAUUUAUACUGUCAAAUUGAUAUAUUCAUUUCUUAGCUCAGUAUUCAACAGAUAAAAGAUACACUAUCUAUCUUAAUUUAUAAUUGAAAUACUGUAGUGUACAAUAUUUACUAGGUUUUAUGUAUUUAUACAUUUCUUUAGACUGGGCAUGAAUAAAUUAUUCAAAAAUAUCCUUUUGUUGUAGACUUAAUAAGUUGUAUUUAUUGUUCGUUUAAUAUCUGUUGUUCUGGGAAACAACACAAAGAGAAUACAUUAAUAUUAUGUCUACUUACAGGGUAAAAAAUAAACAUUCGAUUAAAAUUUUAUCGCAUAAUUAUAUUGUAAUUAUUAAUGAGAUUAUUUGCGUGUGGUGCAGCCACUUUCUGUUCAUUAGUUUAAUAAUAUAGUAAUGUAAAUUACGUGUGAAAGACUCACUAAACUAUAGUUAGAAAUAAUAAAACGAUAACCUAUGAUCAA